This is a messenger RNA of Malania oleifera, 4083 nucleotides long. RefSeq lists its product as uncharacterized. NCBI's taxonomy places the organism in Eukaryota, Viridiplantae, Streptophyta, Magnoliopsida, Santalales, Ximeniaceae. The record is from RefSeq and is a predicted model, not a curated record. The transcript is spliced from 21 exons. Gene Ontology annotation, molecular function: protein binding. The coding region runs from base 171 to 2978 and encodes 935 amino acids.
AGUCGUCACUGAUUAAAUUUAGCGAACUCGUAGAAACCCAGUCACAAAUUUGACCACUUUCCCUCCUCUCUUUCUUCACUCAAUCGUUUCCCUCCGUAGUCUCUCUCUCUCUCUCUCUCUCUCUCUGUGCGUGUGGGAAGCGGCGGUCGCGAAGCCCUUGGACUUGGAGCAUGGCUGCUGAGAAAGAGCUGCUCCGUUCGUACGAGCUCCGUCUCCUGCGCUGCACUUUACCACCCGAUAAUUCGACUCCUGUGGCAUCUCCCUCGCCUCUUUCUUCUGCCGAUGCCACCCGCCGUCUCCACUCCCUGAUCGACGACAUAGUCUCUUCCAUCGAGGCUGGACGCUAUGUUCAAGCUCUGUCCUCUGACUCCGCCCGAGCCGCCUUCAAAUUCAUCGACUCACUGGAGCCCUUCCAUGAUUCCGUCGAGUGUGCCGACCGAUUAUAUUCCGAUUUACUUUCCGCCGUCGACUCCUUCUUGAUGGACGGCGCCGACGAUGACACAGACAGGUUGCGCAGGGCCGUUCUUCUCAUGUCUGUGGCUACAGCAGCCUUUCUUGCUUUCACUCAAUCCAAUGUCACUGGGCCAAAGGAGGAAUUGCCCCUGUUUCCUCUUGGUUUCACCGAUAAAUCUGCGGUUGGAUGUGGAGCGAACUGGGAAGUGUGGGCACAUAAUCGGCUAAUGUUAGUUGGUUCUGAUUUGUUCGGGAAGUUUUCUAAUAUUCAGUAUAUGGUUUUUGCAAGGAUGUUGCUUAUGAGGAUUAAAGAUUUUUUAUUUAAAGAGCAUCUUGAAGAGAUGGGUAGUAUUAGAAGCAUUUCAUGGUGGUUGGCCAGGAUCCUACUGCUUCACCAAAGAAUGUUGGAUGAGCGGUCAUCUUCUCUUUUUGAUCUACUACAAGUGUUUAUUGGUCAAGCUUUAAAUCACUUUGGCACUAUAGAAAAUGUCACAAGUUAUUGGGGUGCCAUGUUACACGAGGAAGAAGCAUUUAGUAUUUUGUCGAUGCUUCAUGUGGAAGCAGGAAUAAUAGAAAACACAUAUGGGAGAGUCGAUGCUUGCAGGGUACAUCUUGAAUCAGCUGAAGUGGCAUCUGGGCUUCAACUUUCUGUAGCUGGGGCUCUUGGCUUUCGCACUGUACAUCAGGCAGAGCCAAAGGCACAGCUUGUACUUGUUGCCAACAAAAUCACGUCAUAUGAUGCUGAUACCCGCUCCACUAUGCCCCUUGAGCACCUAAGCAAUGUCUAUAGUAUCGAUGUAGAUAAUAAGUGUGUAAGUCGACAUGAAACUGUUGAAGCUUCUGACAUAUUGAUGAUCCCAAGACUAUUAGAGAGUGAUAGUGAUUCUGGAAUUGGAGCCAACGGCAAUCAAAAUGGUGGUACUGCUAUUGGGCCUUUGAAGGGAAUCCAGCAGUUAGUUAUCCUAGCUCGAUGCCUUUUAAUUGAAAAGAGCACUCGACACGAUGAAAUGCAAAGAUGGGAAAUGGCUCCAUACAUUGAGGCAAUUGAUUCUCAGCAGUCAUCGUAUUUUAUUAUUCAGUGCUUCUGUAGUAUCUUGCGUAUUCGAUGGGAGUCAACUCGUAGCUGCACAAAAGAGCGUGCUUUGCUGAUGAUGGAUAAACUGGUACACAAUGUGUAUGAAUCUUCACCUGGAGUGGGCAAAAGAAUUUAUUUCUGUUUUGCUGUUUACAUCCCCACCAUUCCUGCACUGCAGAAAGAAUAUGGUGAACUCUUAGUGAGUUGUGGCUUGAUAGGGGAGGCAGUUAAGAUUUUUGAGGGUUUAGAGUUGUGGGAUAAUCUAAUAUUUUGCUACAGUUUAUUGGAGAAGAAAGCUGCUGCUGUCGAACUCAUCAAGAAACGGCUGGCUGAAAUGCCCAGGGAUGCAAGGUUAUGGUCUUUGCUGGGUGAUGUAACGAAUAAUGAUGCUUACCAUGAAAAAGCUCUUGAAGUUUCAAACAAUAGAUAUGCUCGAGCCAAGCGAUCUCUUGCACGUAGCGCAUACAACAGGGGGGAUUAUGAUAAGUCUAAGAUUCUAUGGGAGUCUGCCAUGGCCUUAAAUUCAUUAUAUCCAGAUGGCUGGUUUGCUCUUGGUGCUGCUGCAUUGAAGGCUAGGGAUGUCGAAAAGGCACUGGAUGGAUUUACCCGUGCUGUUCAACUUGAUCCUGAAAAUGGAGAAGCUUGGAAUAAUAUCGCUUGCCUGCACAUGAUUAAGAAGAGAAGUAAGGAGGCUUUCAUUGCAUUUAAGGAAGCACUGAAGUUCAAACGAAAUAGCUGGCAGUUGUGGGAAAAUUACAGCCAUGUUGCUGUGGAUACAGGCCAUUUUGGUCAGGCAUUGGAAGCUAUACAGAUGGUUUUGGAUAUGACUGGCAGUAAAAGAACUGAUGUUGAUCUGUUAGAUAGGUUGAUGCUUGAGAUGGAAAGGAAGACUACAGCUGUGCAUGCUGCAUGUUUGACGUCUAGUGAAAAUAAUUGUGCCAAUCUAGAUUCUGCUAACUCUUAUUGUGAUGAAAAAACUGAAUCAACAUCUUCAGUAUCUGAAGUAGCAAGAUCGCGAGAAACUGAGCACUUUGUGGAGUUGCUUGGAAAAAUCCUACAGCAGAUAGUUCGAAGUGGUGGAGGAGCAGAAAUAUGGGGAUUAUAUGCAAGGUGGCAUAAAAUUCAAGGAGAUCUUACAAUGUGCUCCGAGGCUCUCUUAAAACAAGUUAGAUCAUACCAGGGUUCUGACUUAUGGAAGGAUAGAGAACGAUUCCGAAAAUUUGCAAGUGCCUCCUUGAAACUUUGCAAGGUGUACAUGGAGAUUUCAUCCUCCAUGAACAGUCGUCGAGAACUCUUUGCAGCUGAGAUGCACCUGAAGAACAUAUUUAAACAGGCUGGUAGCUUUUCAGAGAUGCAGGAAUUCAAGGAUCUUCAAGCUUGCUUUGACGAAGUGAGGAAUAAACUUCAACAAAAUAGUAAUUCAGUUCAUACCAUAGACCAAGUUAUGUGAGCAUGAAUCUCUUUUAACAACGAAGGUUGUACAGUGUGUUAUGAUUGAGGUGCUAGUAUGUGAAGGGGGGACAAGAUACAUCAAUUCAACCAAUGUCUUAACACGGGUAGGCUUAGUUGGAAUGCUACCGUUGUGCCAUGCAAGGGGGCAUUCAUGCUUUUGCACAUGCUGUGGCACACAUGCAUGAGCUAUUUUCAUUAGCAAAGACUGACAAAUCUACCGAGAUCAAGUGCUCAAUAGUCAAUCAUGGCCUUUGAUUUCAGUGGAAAACUAAGAUUGAUUAUUGGUUUAGUACCUUGCAAUCAUUUUCUUGCGAGUAACAAUUUCUCUUCCACAGAAGCAUGUGUCAUGUCCUGGAGCUUUGAGUAAGGUACAAGAAUGAGAAAAGGCUGAUAUAAGAAUGACUCUGUUAUGUCCUAGAGCUUUGGCGAGGAAAAUGAGAAAUGUGUUUUUGGCAAUCCUCAGCGGCUUCUGGUGAAGUGUCUGUUGGAACAAAUAGCUGGUUCUUAUUAUACUUCUUCACAAGCUAGUACUUAGGCAUCCAGUCCUUGGUUCCACUCUUCUUGAUAAAGACCUUUGUAAAAUAUCACCUACUUGAAUAACCAUCUAUUUUAGACGAUCUUGACACUGCACCUCGGGAAUGCGAAGAAGGAAACCAGUCCAACAGGAACACGUGAAGGCUUUGGUUUUCUUUUGCCAUAACCAUAUGAGGUUGCUCUUAUAUUUUUGAAACUGUAUUUUAAUGAAGUUAGAUUAUUCACAACUGUUUCUGAAUUCAAGUUGUGGAGAGGGACUGCCAUGGGAGAAGAUGAAAUUGUCAUAAUUAUAAUCACAAUUUUUCCCUAGAAAAUUACUUUGUACCACUAGAAGUUACAAACUCACGAAGCAAAGCAGGGAAAUGACAAUUUUCUGAAAAAUAAAGUUCUUGAGAAUCAUAUAUUCGUUGAAGGAGUCUGCACCAAAGGACACUGGUUGUGCGUGUAAAGCAUGUUCACAAUGUCAACUCUUUAUUGCAUCAUCUCUAAGUUAUUUUUUAAUUGUAUUUUCAGACAAUUUGUCUCUAGUCCAACUUAUUUGCGUGCUUUAUAUUUGAUGUUUAUCUGAA